This is a messenger RNA of Danio rerio (zebrafish), 2291 nucleotides long. The record is from RefSeq and is a predicted model, not a curated record. Lineage: Eukaryota; Metazoa; Chordata; Actinopteri; Cypriniformes; Danionidae.
CAGUCAGCAGUAAAUGAGUGCUGUUCUGCUUUCUCAAGACCAAAACAAGCUGCUUUGUAUCUCGAUGUGUCAAUGUGUUUUCUUUAAAGAAAAUUGAUAUUGAUCAAUCUACACAAAAAUGUACAGAAAACUGCUAUUUGUGAUGGUACUGUGUAAUGCAGCUGGGUUUAACAUUCAAAUAUCUCCAGUGAAACAUUUCACAAAUGAGGAUCCACUCUUUGGCCAAACCAUCAUUCAGGCAAAAGAUGGAAUUUUUGUUCCCUCCCCAACAUAUGGAAGACUUUUCAAGUGCACUCUAGACAAUGAAUGCACCAAAGUAAACAUUAACGAUGAGAACCCAAAAGGCAUGAGACCAGUAGCAUCAGUGGCUAGCCUGACAUCACAGGAACAACAUGUUGUGAUGUGUAAUCAAGUUAGAACAGAGAACAGAGGAACUGAGUAUUUGAAUGGAAUUUGCACACUUGUGAGUCCUUCUGGAAAAGUCAAACUAUAUCCUGCUGAAUUAGACAACAACAAAAACAACAACAACAACAACAACAACAACAACAACAAAUACCAAGGUGGAAGGAUCAAUCAAGGUCCUGGGACAGAGAUUGCUUUCGUUCUGGAUGGUUCUGGCAGCAUUCAAGAUGAUGACUUUCAGAAAGCGAAAGACUUCAUCUACAAUGUCAUGUCCAAUGUUUGGAAAACAUGUUUCGAUUGUAAUUUUGCAAUAGUGCAAUACGGUAGUUUGAUCAGAACUGAGCUCUCGUUACUAGACAAUGAGGAUCGCGUGGGAUCCUUGCUAAAGGUCAAACAAAUAAAGCAAAUUUACAAUCUCACAAAGACGGCCUCUGCCAUCAAUCACGUCCUCACAGAUAUCUUCAUCCCUGAGAAUGGAUCAAAAGAUAACUCUGCAAAAAUAAUAAUCGUCUUGUCUGAUGGAAAGAUUCUGGGAGACCCUAUGACUCUUGAUGAAGUUUUGAACAAGCCCCAAAUGAAAGGUGUCACUCGCUACUCCAUAGGGGUUGGCGAUGGCAUCCUGAAAAACCUUGAUGCAACCGAAGAGAUGAUGCAAAUAGCAGAUCCUGGAAAGUAUUAUAAUGUUUCCAGUUAUAGGGCAUUAAACGAUAUUGUGUCCUCGCUGGAAAGAGGGAUAAUUGGAACUAAAGAUCCUGGGACAGAGAUUGCUUUCGUUCUGGAUGGCUCUGGCAGCAUUCAAGAUGAUGACUUUCAGAAAGCGAAAGACUUUAUCUACAAUGUCAUGUCCAAUGUUUGGAAAACAUGUUUCGAUUGUAAUUUUGCAAUAGUGCAAUACGGUAGUUUGAUCAGAACUGAACUCUUGUUACUAGACAAUGAGGAUCGCGCGGGAUCCUUGCUAAAGGUCAAACAAAUAAAGCAAAUUUACAAUCUCACAAAGACGGCCUCUGCCAUCAAUCACGUCCUCACAGAUAUCUUCAUCCCUGAGAAGGGAUCAAAAAAUAACACUGCAAAAAUAAUAAUCGUCUUGUCUGAUGGAGAGAUUCUGGAAGACCCUAUGACUCUUGAUGAAGUUUUGAACAAGCCCCAAAUGAAAGGUGUCACUCGCUACUCCAUAGGGGUUGGCGAUGGCAUCCUGAAAAAACCUAAUGCAGUCAAAGAGAUGAUGCAAAUAGCAGAUCCUGGAAAGUAUUAUAGUGUUUCCAGUUAUGGCGCAUUAAAUGAUAUUCUGUCCUCACUGGAAAGAGAGAUAAUUGGAACUGAAGGAGACUCUGUCACAACAACGGUCCUGCAGAUCAACUAGUGCAUCUAAGCCAAGGGCCAUACACCCUCGAGGACCAUAUGUCUUUCACCACUGCCAGAACCACAGCUGCAAGAAUCUUCGAUGUCGCUGCUUGCCACUGCCACAAGAGCCUGCUGACCCACCAAGGUUGCCUGAACCACUGGUGCCUACUGACCUAGAGCCUCCUAACCCUAUGCCUCCUAACCCAGAGAAAUCAGAUUCAGCUCUGCUCCACACUCCAGGCUGUCCACGAAUCAGAGACAAGCUUGUGAAUGUUUAGAUUUUUUUCCUUAAAGUACAGCUUAACAGUAACAAAAACUGAUAUAAUUAAUAUUUUUAUAUUUUUAGAAAAUUGUGAAUAGAUUUUAUUAACCAGGUUAUAUAAACAUUUUGAAUGUAAGAUAACAUAGCAGUUUUAAAAUAGCAACAUUCUGUUUUUACCUCAUUUGUGUUUAAUAUAAACAUUUAAAAGGUCACACUUUACAAUAAGGUUCAUUAGUUAAUGUUAAUUAAUGCAUUUACUAACAGGAACAAACAAUGAACAAUACAU